Molecule: messenger RNA, 330 nt
Organism: Ostertagia ostertagi
Lineage: Eukaryota; Metazoa; Nematoda; Chromadorea; Rhabditida; Trichostrongylidae
Source: the annotation of a GenBank genome assembly
AUGGUGUGGCCACUGCAAAAACUUGGAACGAAUUACGAAAAGGCUGCGAAAAAGCUUAGGGAUGAGGGUAGUUCAAUCAAACUUGCAAAGGUGAAUGCUGAAGCAGAAAAAGAGCUGGCUCAAACGUAUGCUGUUGAUGGUUUUCCCACAUUAAUGGUCAUGCGCCAUGGAAGGAGAUCGGAGUACAAGGGCCCUCGUGACGCUUAUGGAAUUAUUGAUCACAUGAAAGAGUUGGCGAAACCAGCUGCAAAGAAAUGCGCAGAUGGCGGUUUCUAUCGAUUAGGUUCAUGGCGCGAAAGAAGGACGUUACAUUGUAGCAUUUUUUGCUAG